CUCCUUUACAGGGAAAUAAUACUCCCUAAGUGCUCCUCUAGUUAGAAGAGAGCAAAGACAGCAAGCGUUGCUAAUUUUUCCUGUAUAGAAAUACCUGAAUGUUUGAAAAAGAAGUAAUGCGCAGUGAAAGAAAUCUCUGGAAGCAUUUAUGAUUGCCAUCCAUUAGGAAUGGAAAACUAAGGAGAAUAAGCAAAUGGCCUUCAUAUGUUCUUCGGAAAUAUUUUCAGCUCUUCCUGAUCAGCUGCUGUAUUUCUCCUAGCUACAAAGUGCAAGAAUUCUUCUUUUGCUGAGUGAAACUGGGUCCUGAGGGAGACUAAUAAAUUGGCUGAAAUGGAAGAGCCGCCUUUGCUACCUGGGGAGACCAUUAAAGACAUGGCUAAGGAUGUCACUUACAUCUGCCCCUUCACUGGAGCAAUCAGAGGAACCCUUACUGUUACCAAUUAUAGACUGUAUUUUAAAAGCAUGGAACGGGACCCUCCUUUUGUCCUAGAUGCAUCUUUAGGUGUGAUCAACAGAGUGGAGAAAAUUGGAGGUGCUUCUAGUCGUGGUGAGAAUUCAUACGGGCUGGAGAUUGUAUGCAAGGAUAUUCGAAACUUGCGAUUUGCUCAUAAGCCUGAAGGGAGAACUAGACGAUCCAUAUUUGAGAAUCUAAUGAAAUAUGCUUUCCCAGUUUCAAAUAACCUGCCACUUUUUGCAUUUGAGUACAAAGAAGUUUUCCCAGAAAAUGGAUGGAAGGUGUAUGACCCCACUUGGGAGUACAGAAGACAGGGAAUUCCCAAUGAAAGCUGGAGGUUGACCAAGAUAAAUGAGCGCUACGAGCUGUGUGAUACAUACCCUGCCAUUCUAGCUGUGCCCGUAAACAUUCCUGAUGAAGAAUUAAAGAGAGUAGCAUCUUUCAGAUCAAGAGGACGCAUACCAGUGUUGUCAUGGAUUCACCCAGAAAGUCAAGCAACGAUCACUCGCUGUAGCCAGCCAAUGGUGGGAGUGAGUGGCAAGCGAAGCAAGGAAGAUGAGAAGUACCUUCAAGCCAUCAUGGAUUCUAAUGCCCAGUCUCAUAAAAUCUUCAUAUUUGAUGCAAGACCUAGCGUGAAUGCUGUAGCCAAUAAGGCUAAAGGAGGGGGCUAUGAGAGCGAGGAUGCCUAUCAGAAUGCAGAAUUGGUGUUCCUGGACAUUCACAAUAUUCAUGUCAUGAGAGAGUCGCUGAGAAAACUGAAAGAAAUUGUAUAUCCCAAUAUUGAGGAGACUCACUGGCUGUCUAAUUUAGAGUCCACUCACUGGCUAGAGCAUGUCAAGCUCAUUCUUGCUGGAGCCCUUCGGAUCGCUGACAAGGUGGAGUCAGGGAAGACGUCUGUGGUUGUGCACUGCAGCGAUGGCUGGGACCGGACAGCCCAGCUCACCUCUCUCUCUCUGCUCAUGCUAGAUGGCUACUACCGAACUAUCAGGGGCUUUGAAGUGCUCGUGGAGAAGGAGUGGCUGAGCUUCGGCCACAGAUUUCAGCUGAGAGUUGGCCACGGAGAUAAGAACCAUGCAGACGCAGAUCGCUCUCCUGUCUUCCUCCAGUUCAUCGACUGCGUCUGGCAAAUGACAAGACAGUUUCCUACAGCAUUUGAGUUCAACGAGUACUUCCUGAUAACCAUCCUGGAUCAUCUGUACAGUUGUUUGUUCGGGACCUUCCUGUGCAGCAGUGAGCAGCAGAGAGUCAAGGAGAGCCUUCCAAAAAGGACCGUAUCACUUUGGUCGUACAUCAACAGCCAGCUGGAAGACUUUACCAACCCCUUGUAUGUGAGCUACUCCAACCACGUCCUCUAUCCCGUGGCCAGCAUGCGCCAUCUCGAGCUGUGGGUCGGCUACUACAUCCGCUGGAACCCCCGCAUGAAACCACAGGUACCUCUGGAUCCUGCUUUUAUGUCCCUCUCUGACA
Apaloderma vittatum (bar-tailed trogon) is the source of this 1921-nucleotide messenger RNA. It is a transcript of the gene MTMR2, whose product is annotated as myotubularin related protein 2. The annotation marks the transcript as partial. The transcript has 13 exons. Gene Ontology annotation, molecular function: phosphatidylinositol-3,5-bisphosphate 3-phosphatase activity. The record is from RefSeq and is a predicted model, not a curated record. Gene Ontology annotation, biological process: dephosphorylation. Lineage: Eukaryota; Metazoa; Chordata; Aves; Trogoniformes; Trogonidae.